GGCGGGUGUGAGGGGCUGACUGCGCGGAACUAACUGGUCCAAGGUGGGGACCGCUAACCGGGCGCGGGGCGAGGGGUCUACCCCAGGCCUCGGCGCGGGCGCCUGGCAGACGGCGGAAAUCGUGUGACCAGCGGUUUAUGGAUGUGUCCCCAGUGCCUUCUGGGAGCUGGCGUCUGCUGAGGCUCUGCAGAGUCAUCAGGUUGGACGUUCCCUGCGUGUUUGCUGUGAGCCCGGCCUGCGCUGGACACACAUCAUGGAUCGCCUUGGGUAACCUCACCACCACCCUCUGAGACCCAGCUCCCAGGCUCGCUGGCGUGCUCCUGCCCGAUGGCCGUCCCCCAGGCCCCCCUGAGCCCGGUGCCCUGGGAACUGGAUGGCGUCCUGCAGGUGAAGGUGGAGGAUGAGGACCCCAGCCUCUCCCAGGUCCAGGCUUGUAGCCUCGGCCACGCGGCCCACCCCGAGGAGGCUGCACGCCUGUGCUUCCGGCGCUUCUGCUACGAGGAGGCCUCCGACCCAUACGAGGCCCUGGCCCAGCUCCGCGGGCUGUGCCGCCAGUGGCUGCGGCCGGAGGUGCACUCCAAGGAACAGAUGUUGGAGCUGCUGGUGCUGGAGCAGUUCCUGGGUGCGCUGCCCCCCAAGAUCCAGGCCUGGGUGGGGGCCCAGUGCCCCAGGAGCGGCAAGGAGGCCGCCAUGCUGGUGGAGGAUCUGACUCAGGCACUGGACCGGAAAGGCUGGAAGCCGGGAGCCGAGCCCCCAGGGCCGAGCUGCAAGCACGGCGAUUCGGAGGAGGCGGAGGCCGCUGCCCAGGCCCUCGCGGGGGGCGCGUCCCUCGGACACGGCUUUGGUGACGCCUUUGGACCCCAGGGCAGCUCGGAGAGGAUGGUGGGGCUCCCGGGGGACGGCUGGACCGAGCCCUGCGCCCCGGAGACAGGGUUCAGGGCCGCUCCGGGGCCUCCCGAGGCGGCCCUCAGGGACCAGCCCGGCUGUGACUCCGGUGCCUUCGGGAACGUCCCCAGCGUGUGGUCAGAGGCCACCUGGCCGGACAAGGCGCCCUCCGCGGAGGAGUCCGGUCCUUUGGGCGGUGCUGGCGGGGAGUGCGGCAAGACUUCCUCCAGCGCCCGGGCCCUGGACGCGCACCGGAAGGGCCAUUCCCGCAAGACGCCCUACACCUGCAGCGAGUGCGGGAAGGCCUUCGGCCGCAGCACGCACCUGGCCCAGCACCAGGUGGUGCACACGGGGGCGAAGCCCCACGCGUGCCAGGAGUGCGGCAGGGCCUUCAGCCGCGUCACCCACCUGGCGCAGCACCGGCGCAUCCACACCGGGGAGAAGCCCUACGCGUGCGGGGACUGCGGCAAGGCCUUCAGCCGCAGCACGCACCUCACGCAGCACCAGCGGGUGCACACGGGCGAGCGGCCCUACGCGUGCGUCGCCUGCGGCAAGGCCUUCAGCCAGAGCGCGCACCUGACGCAGCACCUGCGCACGCACACCGGCGAGAAGCCCUACGCGUGCGAGGCCUGCGGGCGAGCCUUCAGCGACUACUCGGCGCUGAUCCGGCACCUGCGGGUCCACUCGGGGGAGAGGCCCUACCGCUGCCAGGUCUGCCCGAAGGCCUUUGCGCAGAGCUCCUCGCUGAUCGAGCACCAGCGGGUGCACACGGGGGAGAGGCCCUACCGGUGCGGGGACUGCGGCAAGGCCUUCAGCCGCAGCUCCGCCCUCCUGGCGCACCUGCGGGUCCACGGCCCGGUGCUGCGGUGACCCGCCGGCAGCGGCCUCCUGCGCAACGGGGAGUGGAAGGGAGACCCCGAGUUCCAAGGAGCCAAGAAGAAUGGGGUGGGGCAUCGAGGACGCCCCCGGAAUGAGGAGGUUCGAGGACAGACUUGGGGCUGUCUGGGAGCAGCUCUGCACUGGGGGACCCGGGCGAUGCCAAGACGGCCGCUUCCGGAAGGACCCGCCGCCCUCCGUCCCCGCCAGGCCCGUCUCAGAGGACUGCGCGCUGCGGACGGUGUCGGUCCUCGCAGCCAGGGCAGGGGUGGCGCCUCUGUCAGGACUCGGUGGUCCCAGGACGACGAUCUGGGCCCCAGGUUCACACUCGGGGUCCUCGCCUGCCGAGCCCGGGGGCACACGGCCCACGCUACCUCUGUGCCUUCCGUUUUUUAUUAUUUAUUUUUAUUUUUCUGGUUAAUCCUCACUCGAAGAUACUUUUCUCAUUGAUUUUUAGAGUGUAAGGGUAGGAGGGAGGGAGGGAGGAACACCGAUGGGGGAGAGACAUGGGCUGGUUGCCUGCCACACACGCCCAGGCCAGGGCCCGGGAAGAACCUGCAACCCAGGGACGUGCCCUUGACGGGGAGUCGAACCCUCGGGUGGAAGGGCCAGAGCUCUAACCACUGAGCACACCAGCCAGGGCUGUGCCUUUCCACCGGCUGCUCCUCCACUUCGUGCUCCACGCCCAGGCCGGCCGGGGUGUCUGCCUCUUCUGUGAGGCUCCCAGACCCGCUCCCUCAUGCUCCCACCGUCGCUGGGGGAGCUGCUGACCCUCCCCGAGCGGCAUCCGUUUGGGCUCCUGCCCCUCCUUCCGCUUCCCACCAGCCAUCGGCCCUGUUCCUUCUACCUACACUCACCUCGGCUUUGCUUUCUCCACCAUCCGGACCUCCUGUGCGGCCUCCUUGCCGCCCACGUCGGUUCCAGCAGGGCCCCCUCCUGCCUUCGCCUCUCCGGCCUCCAGGCCACCCUCUCCACUCCCUGCAUCUGACCUUGUUCUGGGCGAUGGGAAGCUCUCUGAUGCCUCACCUUCCACCGCAGAGCUUCCUGAACAGGAUACGGGUUUGCCCAGACAGGAGUCACUUUGGGCCAAACCACCUCACCACGCACCCUCACGUGCGCCCGGAUGUGGUCCCCUUGCUGCGAGUGCGCAGUGAUAUGAAAUGGUUUCCAAGUCCUGCCCUCAGGGACGGAGCUCAAACCCCGGUGCCUGCCAUUCGUGAUGGGGCCCCACGGGCCACGGGGACGACUCGCAGCUCUUAAAGAAGCCAUGUUUCCUGCCCACGUGCCUUUGUAUCUGUGUCUGCGGCUCGCCUCCUAAACCUACCACACGGUAGUCACUCCACGUGUUUCCCGAGAUGCUGUGAGCUUCAAGAGCAGGGCCCUGUCUUACUCUCUGACCCACCAGAUAUUCCCACAGGACCCAGCAGACCCGGACUCCUGUCUGCUGAAUGCAUCUGCUGGGGCCCAUGCCUUCCCAGGCGGCUGCAUGUCCUUGUGUGUGUGUGUUCUGGGCUGUCUCCCACCACCAUGGGCUCUACAAGGCAAGAGCAACCGGAUUCUCCCAGGGUCCCAGCACGCAGUGGCCUCAAUAAAAUGUUACCAGCCCGGCCA
This is a messenger RNA of Myotis myotis, 3372 nucleotides long. It is a transcript of the gene ZSCAN22, whose product is annotated as zinc finger and SCAN domain containing 22. The transcript has 4 exons. The record is from RefSeq and is a predicted model, not a curated record. Lineage: Eukaryota; Metazoa; Chordata; Mammalia; Chiroptera; Vespertilionidae. Gene Ontology annotation, biological process: regulation of transcription by RNA polymerase II. Gene Ontology annotation, molecular function: RNA polymerase II cis-regulatory region sequence-specific DNA binding; DNA-binding transcription factor activity, RNA polymerase II-specific. The coding region runs from base 328 to 1755 and encodes 475 amino acids.